Molecule: messenger RNA, 1454 nt
Organism: Paramacrobiotus metropolitanus
Lineage: Eukaryota; Metazoa; Tardigrada; Eutardigrada; Parachela; Macrobiotidae
Product: zinc metalloproteinase nas-13-like
Exons: 7
Coding region: 270-1454 (394 amino acids)
Biological process (GO): proteolysis
Molecular function (GO): metalloendopeptidase activity; zinc ion binding
Source: RefSeq, a predicted model, not a curated record
CAACGAUACAAUGUCACGUUGCUAGCAGAAAAAAACAAGCACCAUUAUGCUGCGAUAUCGAAUUUGCGCACUUAUUGCUUCCAUUGCACUUUGUUCCCGCGUUUCGUCGAAAACAAUCCGCAAUCUACCAGAAGCUUUAUCGAUCCGGAAAUUUUGGCAAACAGUGAUGAUGAGGAAUUCACGCGCUACGACAGCGAUCUGCCGGAAGGAGACAUUCUGGGGCUCCAAACGUUGCAGCACCAAAGGAGAUCCAGAUUAUAUUGGAGUCGAUGCGUAUUAUCAGUCACCGUACCGGUAACUGUCUCAAUUUUGUGCAGCGCACCACCGAAGAAGAUUACAUCAGCUUUCAAAAAGGACUGCAGUGCAUGUCGAAUAUUGGUCGCAUUGGUGGGAAGCAAGCGGUAACCUAUUCGCCCGCAUGCCUGAAGCAGCACGGCGACGUUCAGCACGAACUGCUGCAUGUGCUGGGUUUCUUCCAUGAGCAUUCCCGAGCCGACAGAGACGAAUAUGUUAAAAUCAUCUGGGACAACAUCGCCAAAAGCGACAGGGACCAGUUUGCCAAGCACGAGAACGGGAACACGUACGGGUUCUCGUAUGACUACGAAUCAGUUAUGCACUACAAGCACAACGCCUUCGCUAAGGACAGCGCUAUCCCGAACAUCGUCCCAACCAGCAGAAAGUCGAAGAUUGGACAGAGCCGGGAUCUGAGUCCGUUGGACGUGGUCAGAAUACACCGACGGUUCCGAUGUGCUAUUGCGCAUCCGAAGCAGUUUGCCUGUGACCUCAGUGGCAGCGAAAAACCGAGCAACUACCCAGUCUGCCCAAUUGCGCAAGCAAGGAGGGAAGAUCCGUGCGAGUCCGGCAACAGUAUCGAAGAUGACGGUGAAAACAGUGAGAGUUUUACCACAUCGGAAUCGUUCCCGCAGUUUUCUGUAGAGCCAAUGAGCGCAGAGCAGUGUGGGCACCAGUGUACGGCCAACUGCAAUGACCCGGAACUGACAGCUGCGACCUGCACGUCUUUCCAAGGGCUGACCAUCAACUGUAGCACACAGGUUAGCGCGGCGGAAAUUCGGCAAAUCAGCGCUGGACUUUCCAAACCUCCGAUUAGACCGAUUGCGGUUGACCUUUAUGAUGGUGACUACAUCGUUUUCGAGAGUUUUCAGACUGUUCGGCAACAAGUCGUUACGACUGCCAUUAGAAACUGUAUUUCCAGCCGCACCGUCCAAAAACUUGCAGCACUACGCUUCUCCAAUUUGCUACAAUUGGAGCUAAAACACUGCCAUGGACUGGAAAUCAAGAGGACCGAUUUCGGCCAAUCAAUCAAGAUCACCGUGAUUACUUUCGAAGACACUACUAUUAAAACGUUGGAGAAGGGCACGUUUAUUGAUUUGCCGUCUUCUAUCCUUAGAGUUGGGCAUGCGCAACAUGCCCGUUUUCGGGAGGACCAUUCGUGA